Molecule: messenger RNA, 1817 nt
Organism: Leptinotarsa decemlineata (Colorado potato beetle)
Lineage: Eukaryota; Metazoa; Arthropoda; Insecta; Coleoptera; Chrysomelidae
Product: SET domain-containing protein SmydA-8
Molecular function (GO): protein binding
Source: RefSeq, a predicted model, not a curated record
CCGAAACAAACAAUUGUCCGAUAAUGAGGUAGUCCUAUCAUAAGUAUGCAGAACUUACGCGUGACAAGGACCGUUUCGUCUAAAUAGAUGCCCCGAAUUGAUAUCCCAAUUAAAAAUAGAUCAGGUUGUGAAUCAAAAACUAUUGACAAUCAUAUAUGAAGUGCAACACAACAUCUGGAGAAGUAUAUCACAAAUCACAUACCUCUCGUUUGAAGAGUAGAUUGAUUGAAUACGACCAGUUUUUGAGUGGUCAUUGACCAUUACGACACUUUUCAAUAUUUUUUCAGGCAUGAACUCCAGAAGAACAAAAGAAAAACUGGUUCAUAUAAUAAACGGUUAUUUGGAGAGAAACGGCAUCAUUGAAAAAGAAGCUUCAUGGGAAAUAAGAGAAUCUACAAUGGGAGGUUUUGGAAUAUUUGCUAAAAAAGAUAUCGAGGUUGGUGAAAUAAUUUUUCACGAUUUACCCAUACUUUUCGGACCGAGAUGUCAAGUAGGAACAACAACAACAACUUGUAUCGGCUGUUUUUCCAAUUCGAACCUGAACAAAUGUAUCAACAAAUGCGGCUUGCUUCUCUGCCAAACUUGCCAAAAUUCCCCAAACCAUUACAAAGAUUGUACCCUCAUCCAGCGAUUCAGAGACGGCCGUGAUUUGGGGAACAGUACCUCAGAAGUUACCAGAUGCCUGACUCCGCUAAGAUCUCUUCUUCUGAGCGAAGAAGACCUGGAAGUCGUACGAAAUUUGAAGUACCACUCUGGAAGACAACACGGCGAAGAAGUUCGAAUAAUAAAAGAAGUGUUGAAGUUAGACCUUUCCGAGGAAGUUCAAGAAUUUUUGAUGUUUGUGUGCUCCAUCAUGGAUGCGAACGCUUUCGAAGUUGUUGCUCAACAUGGAGAUAACCAAGUGAGCAUGAGAGGGCUGUAUCCUCUAGGUAGUUUGGCGAACCACCGAUGCUACCCCAACGCAACCCAUAUGUUUGACGAUAAACACAGGAUGGUGGUGAGAGCUUCAGUUUUUAUCAAGAAAGACACCGAAAUAUUUCAUUCCUACCUUAGACUCAUUUGGGGAACAAUAACGAGAAUGUUUCAUUUGCGAAAUACUAAACACUUCAUUUGCUCCUGCGAAAGAUGUGUCGAUCCUACAGAAUUUGGCACUUACAUGAGCGCCAUUUUGUGCGAAAGCUGCCGUGGAAACGUCAUCCCAAUCAAUCCAUUGAAACACUCUCAAUGGAGAUGCGAAGAUUGCCAAAAAGCUGUGCCACUGAAAGAUGUCGCCAGAGUAUUUUCAUUGAUUGGUUCUACACUGAGAGGUUUGGAUGACAGCGAUUUCAAGUACAUUUAUUCGUUUUUAACGAAAAAAUUGACGUCGAUGCUGCCCCAAUACGGUGAGGUCAUUGUCGAACUCAAGUACAAGAUGAUUUGGAUUUUGGGAUACAAGGAAGGAUAUCAAUGGAAAGAUUUAACAAUGGAUCUCUUGAAACUGAAGAGGGAGUACUGUCAAAACAUUUUGGACCUGCUGAAGAAGUUGAAGAUCGGGCAGUGCCACCUAAGAGGGCUUCUUCUGUACGAAGCAUAUCUAUGCCUUGAAGAAAUGAAACUGAGACAAAGUAGUAACGUAGAUGAAAAAGUCAGUGAUGAAGACUCAAAUGGAUACCUUGAGGAAGCUGCAGAUAUUUUGAGGUUCAGCGCUAGUGCUCCGGAAAUCAUAAGACAAAAAUGGCAAUCGAAGGGUCCGAAUAACAAUGACUGAAAAUUACAAAGAUUUAUUUAUUCAUUGCUUUGUAAUAAAAAAAUAAUGUAUUAAAGUUUUUUCCAAACAA